Eremomyces bilateralis CBS 781.70 is the source of this 1160-nucleotide messenger RNA. RefSeq lists its product as uncharacterized. Lineage: Eukaryota; Fungi; Ascomycota; Dothideomycetes; Eremomycetales; Eremomycetaceae. The record is from RefSeq and is a predicted model, not a curated record. The coding region runs from base 474 to 956 and encodes 160 amino acids. The transcript has a single exon.
AGUCCAGUGGUUACCGGCAUAACAUCAUAGGAAACCUUUCAUUCAGCUCAGGGAUGGAGUGGCUUAACUAGUGCUUACUAUUAACUUAACUUAACUUAGUUAACUAACUUAUCCUUAUUAUUAAUGCACGGACAUCCCCGGUCCCGACUGUACAACCGGGCCGCAUCGAGACCAUGACCAUGACCAACCCUGUGUAACCGAUGAACCGGAAGCUUGCAGAUCGCGGAAGAAGGCGGGCAACCGCACUAAGCCUUAUAUUUAGGAUUUCUUGCACUCCCAAAUCUUCAGCAUCCGACUAACAAAAGCCGAGCCCCUGAAACUGGAUGCUCGAAGCACCUGUCGUUGAGCAAACAACACCAAAAAUCAUUCCGAUUCCGAUCCUAUCUGAAGACCUAGCAUAUCAGAUUCAGUACCAGCGUUGCGAACCUGUGUCCAAAACACGAAGUGAAGGAGAAGUCGAAAUAAGCCUCAGCAUGGCCCCCUACCUCACCCCUGGCAACAUCCUCCUCGCCCUCGUCGCCCUCUUCACCUCCACCGGCUGCUACCUCGCCGAUUGGAACGAAACCCACAUCCACAACCCCAGCUGGCCGCCCCAUGCCAAAUUCCACAACGGCCAAACCAUGUCCAUGGGCCUCCUCCUCGGCCUCCUCACCGCCUACUAUCAGUUCCGCUCCGCCCACCUCCCCUUCGCCGUCCCUUCCGCCAAGGGUAAAGCCACCGCGGAGGAGCAGCUCGCUAAGCAGCAGCGGAAGAUGGAUGUCGACACCGCGGCGGUGGUGGCGAGUUUGUAUUGGGUGACGCAGGCGAGUGCGGCGUUUUAUCCGGGGAGUAGUUUGGUGGAUCCGCCGAACAAUCCGUGGAAGAUGAGUGAGGCGCCGCAGCCGAUGUUGGAUACAGUAUUGUUGUCGAUGACAGUGGUGGGGUGGUGGUUGGAGAGGGGGAGGAUUGUGGCGUAGGGGGUUUCGCAUCCUGCUAGGGUAAAUGGGAAGGUUUUGAGGGAGAAUUGUGGGAUAUGGGGUAAGAUAGGAGUGAAGAAUGUUUGAGCCUAUGAGUCAUGGUAAUGGGCAUGGUUUAACAGGACUCACGCGGGCAUCUGACGUAAUGGUUGCUACUCAAGAGCACAGAGCACAUUCGGUAUGACUGAAUUGGAUAUACGCCUG